Notodromas monacha is the source of this 570-nucleotide messenger RNA. Lineage: Eukaryota; Metazoa; Arthropoda; Ostracoda; Podocopida; Cyprididae. The record is from the annotation of a GenBank genome assembly.
AUGGGUAACCGAUCAUCUGUGAUGCUACGAGACGAUGAAAUUACUGCAAUUCAGAACGAAACAGGGUUUUCAUGCAAUCAAAUUGAGCGCUUGUAUAGUCGCUUCACGAAUUUGGAUAAGGGUGGCACUGGUGCAUUGAAUCAAGAGGACUUUUUGAGAAUUCCAGAACUUGCGAUCAAUCCCGUGGGCGAACGGAUCGUUGCAGCAUUUUUCAAAGAAAGUUCUGACGAUCAAGUGAACUUCAGGCAAUUUGUGCGAGUGCUGGCCAAGUUUCUACCUCCUAAUUCCAAGAAAAGUCCGAAAUUGAAUUCUGAAACAGAAAAACUCGCUUUUGCUUUUUCAAUUUACGAUCAAGAUAAUGACGGUUUCAUAUCGAAAGAGGAGCUGCUGUCUGUUCUGACUUUGUUAAUCGGUGCCAAUAUCAAUGCGGACCAACUGAGUAGCAUCGCUGAAAGAACAAUAAAUGAGGCUGACCUUGAUGGAGACGAGAAAAUUUCGUUUGAGGAGUUCAGACACUCGCUUGAGCGAGCGGGUGUGGAACAAAAGAUGUCCAUACGAUUCCUCCACUGA